Molecule: messenger RNA, 474 nt
Organism: Paraphaeosphaeria sporulosa
Lineage: Eukaryota; Fungi; Ascomycota; Dothideomycetes; Pleosporales; Didymosphaeriaceae
Product: ubiquitin carrier protein
Exons: 3
Coding region: 1-474 (157 amino acids)
Biological process (GO): protein sumoylation
Cellular component (GO): nucleus
Molecular function (GO): SUMO conjugating enzyme activity
Source: RefSeq, a predicted model, not a curated record
AUGUCGCUGUGCAUGAAUCGGCUCUCGGAAGAGAGGAAGCAGUGGCGGCGCGACCAUCCGUUCGGCUUCUUCGCAAAACCCGCGCGCAACUCCGCAGGCAUGAUGGACCUCAAGAAGUGGGAAGUUGGCGUUCCCGGCAAGGAGAAGACGAUCUGGGAGGGCGGCCUGUUCAAGCUCGAAGUCACAUUUCCCGAAGAGUACCCCACGAAGCCCCCGAAGUGCAAGUUCACGCCGCCCCUCUUCCACCCCAACGUCUAUCCCUCAGGCACCGUUUGCCUCUCCAUCCUCAACGAAGAAGAGGCCUGGAAACCGGCCAUCACCAUCAAGGAUAUCCUGCUCGGCAUCCAGUCGCUGCUCGACGAGCCGAACCCCGAGUCCCCCGCGCAGGCCGACGCGUUCAAUCUCUUCAAGAAGGACAAGGUCGCGUACGAGAAGAAGAUCAAGGCGAUUGUCAAGGAGAAUCCCGCGCCGUAG